This is a messenger RNA of Marmota flaviventris (yellow-bellied marmot), 2177 nucleotides long. RefSeq lists its product as uncharacterized. The record is from RefSeq and is a predicted model, not a curated record. Lineage: Eukaryota; Metazoa; Chordata; Mammalia; Rodentia; Sciuridae.
AUGAACUUGAAAGGACUGCAAACUGUCAAGAGCCGGGGCAGUGAGAAGUCGGCCAACAUUUUGGAUUGCGUUUUGACUUUGAAAGCUGAAGUGCCUAUCAUGACCAAGGAGCAGAAGCUGGAAUUAAACCCCCUGAUCAUAAGGAUCGACUGUGUUUUUUUCUGCCUGCCAUCACAAACUGUGCCUAUUCAGGAAUUACAGAGGCUGUGCACCCCCUUCUACUGCAGGUACCGCUUCCACAAGACCUUGGUGCACAGGACUGAGGAGUGGCCCCACGGGACCCAUGUUUACUUCGAGGACAUCAAUGUCAUCUGCCUGGGAGCCAUACACCCCAGUGACCUGCGGGAGUACCUGGAGGGUCCCCCCAUGGUGGUGGAAGUCCACGAUCGGGACCGUAAGUCAGACGAGUCCUCCUGCAGGCCCACCCUGUUUGGGGAGGACCCCCUGGAUUCCCAUGGGAACAUCCAGUCCUUCAUCUCCUCCAAGGAGACGGAGGACAACCCCUUCCAGUCUCAGAACAAGACCUGGGACUCUCACGGAGUCACCCGGGUCAGUUUCACGGACCUCCUCCUUGGCCACAAGUACCUGAACCUGGUGGUCCCCAUCCAGCGCUGUGAGCCCAAGGCCACCCCCGGCCUCCAGGGCAGCCAAUGCAGGAGGGUCUUGAGGUUCACCGAGGUCCUCCAGCACAACCCGAUGCCCGCUGGAAACUACUUGGAGGCCAACUCAUUGCUCAAACUGCGAGUGGAUGUGGCAGUGCCUCUGAGGACCUGGGCCAAAGCCCAGGGUGUGGAUUUCCUGGGCAGCCACUUUGGCCACAUCAUGUUUGUGUUCAGUGCCAAAGAGCUGUUCCUGAUCAACGCCAAGGCCCUGGAGCUGGACUCCUACCCCACCAGGACUGUCCAGCAGAUCCUCCCAGCCUUCAAGAUGCGGGUCAACAUCCAGCAUCAGGAGCAUCUGGACAUCCUGACCGGCUUCCACCUGCUAGAUGGGAACAUCCACCUCUUUGUUCUGGAAGGCUUGGCCGACGGGGGCCUGCGGCAGCUGUGGAAGAACCACCAGAGCCAAAUCCCCAUGUUGGAGCUCAGGAAAUACAAAGUGCUCUACAACUCGCAGCUGCUGUUCUGCCACCGCCUCUACACGGACCUGGACACCGUCCUGCACCACGUGCACCUCUUCAAGCCCCUGUCGCUGCUCAUGCGGCAUCCAGGGUUCUACCUGCGGAACUCCAUACCGCACAAGGCCUUCCAGGAGCUGGCCAGAAUCUACAACAUCUGCUACCACAGUACCAAGUUCAGGGAGGUGAUCGUCAGAGACUUGCUACCUUCGUCCACCAUGAUCAAAGACUUGAGCCAAGAGUUUGGGCUCCCCAUCUCUCAAGAGGACCUCAUGGAUCAGAAGCUACCUACCAUCUCCCCUCAGCCCACCCCCAAUCUUGAAGAAUCCCAAAGUCAGGUCUCCACCCUCAAUUCCAAGAUCCUUGCCCACCAGGAGAAGUACCUGCAGUGGCGGAAAAACAUGCCCUUGAUGACGAGAGAAGGACUACCUGAUCAAGGUCAGCGGGAGCCAGGGAGGAGGUUCACGUACUCACAGAACUACCUGUCCGCCAUUGUGGAGCCUCAGGACUCACAGGAAGAGAAGAAAGCCCAGGAGAAAUCCCGCCAGGCCUGGCUCACGGUCACUGGGUUCCAAGUGACAGGUCUCCAUGGUGACAUCCUCCAUCAGGAUUUCCCACUGCCAGCCAUCGGAGAGUUCCAUGAGGAGUGGCAGGAACACGAGGUGCUCGAUCACCUGCUGUACCCCAUGUUGCAUCGGGGCCGGUGGAGCUGGGACCGGCGCCACCUGGACUUUGAGCUGUACAAGAAGCCACCGCCUUUCCUGGAGGUGCCCCCUCCUCCAACCCGGAAGCCCGUUGCAGGUAACUGGGGAGACCUUGCCCAGCUGGUAGGCUGUAGGGGGGGACCCUGGCCCUUGGUCGCAUCUUGAGCACCAUCUGUUUGGUUCCAGGUGUCCACCUAGAGUUCCCAGGCUAGGCCUCCUGGUACAGAAGGGUCUUGCGCUGUCCCAAGGGCUGGAACUCAGCUGUGAAUUCCAGCCCCAGGUGUGACGCCAAAUGUGAGGUAAAGCCCCCCUGCUUUCCAGUGUCCUCCCAGCUCCAAGAUGCUGCUGGACCUCCC